AUGGAAGAAGAAUUCUAUUGACUCAAAGAAAUCGAAUUUUUAGGAAAACACUUACAAAUCCUCAUGCAAAGCAAUAACGGGCCUUGCCCUCUCCUCGCAAUCGCAAAUGUCUUGAUCUUGCGCGGCCAAUUAAAAAUUCAUCAGGAUUUUUCAAAUUUAUCCCAUGAGCACCUCGUUACAUUGGUAGCCGACAAAUUGCUGGAGUUAAACAGAAUUGUAAAAAUUAUGACAGGACGAAAACGACCCCAACUAUUCGAAUUUGCAAGCGAAUCUGUCUGAUGCGAUUGCAAUUAUUCCGAAGCUUCAAGAGGGGAUCGAUGUCAAUGUAAAGUUUGACGAGUAAGAAAUAUUUAGCAUAAAUAGCUUUGAGUUUACGACAGAAAUCGAGGUGUUUGAUUUAAUGAAAAUCCAACUUGUGCAUGCCUGGGUUGUUGAAAAGGAUAGCGAAAUUGAGAAAGCAAUUGGGAAAAUGUCGUAUAAUCAAAUACAAGAGGUUCUGGUAAGAUGUGAAGAGCUGAAAAAUAAGGAAAAUCUGGAUGCUGAAGAAACGGAGUUUGUCAGGAAAGGAAGAGUUAUAGCGGAAUUUUUAGAAAAUUCUGCAAGCCAGAUGACAGAAGAAGGGCUAAGGAGGCUAAACACUGAGAUUCCUGAUGGCAGAAUCUGCGUUUUGUUUAGAAACAACCAUUUUUCGACUCUAGUCAAGCAUAACAAAAAAGUGUAUAUACUUGCUACUGAUUUAGGGUUUAGAGAUGCUGAUCAGAUCACUUGGGAAAGAUUAAAUCCCCCCAUUAAUGAGGAGCAAAACUACUGGAAAUAUGAAAUGAGCAAAAAUAUUUUCCAAUAUAAUAUUUUUUUUUUAUAAAAUAUUUAUGAGAUCUCCAGCUAAUUUAUUAAAUUUAACACAGCUUGACUUAUUUAUACACAAAUGCUAUAAAUUUCUUCAAAUAUUUGUAAAUUAGGACAGAAAACAUUGUGUAUAAUUAAAAUAUAAAAAUAUAUUUUUUAAAAAAAAAUUAACAUCUUUAAAGGAUUAAGCAAAAUCGCAGGAGACAACAAAUACUGCAAUUCCUAUUUCCAAAAAAUCAUAAACUCGGCCUCAAAUUCUCCUGAUAAGGUUAUCAAUGUCGAUGAAAAACAAGCAAUCACAGAUUUCAUCGAUCAUCAAAAUAAAAUUGAUGAAGAUGAAGAAAGCAAAAAGAAAGCAAAAAUUGAAGAGGAGGAUGCAAGCUUAGCUCUUGCCCUGUCUUUACAAGAAAAAGAACUUUAUAUGAAGGAAAAAGAAGAAAGGAAGCACAAAGCAAAUGAGCGAUCAAAUAGAAGAGAAGGACUGCAGAGCAAGAAUAGGGUAGGACUUCAACAAAAGAAAGAGAAAAAAGAGAAAAAGGAGAAAAAGAAGUGUGUAAUAUGGUAA
Blepharisma stoltei is the source of this 1411-nucleotide messenger RNA. NCBI's taxonomy places the organism in Eukaryota, Ciliophora, Heterotrichea, Heterotrichida, Blepharismidae. The record is from the annotation of a GenBank genome assembly.